GCAGCGGAACCAAAGAGCUACCCGUUGUUGUUGUACACGGGAGGAAUAAAUGUGACAUUAGGUAGCUUCCUGUUUCCCGUCAUGUUUUUGUAUGCCACUCAUGUCUGAUGUUUGAACAUGGUUUGGUAUCUAAAGUAAGGCUUUCUGGUUAACUCUUAAGAAAUUGACACCCUGAAAUACAUUAUUUUGCUGUCGAACCGGAACGUGAAGUGUUUGUGGAACUACCUGGCCAGAAGUUGAAGGGUGAAAAGUUGAAACAUCAACUCAACGACCAGGCGACCAAGCGCUUAUCAUUUAUUGUAGCGUAACCUUGUUAUAGACAACUUGUGUUGUCAUUCGAUAGAAAUGUCACCACACAAAUAAAGUCCGUCAGUGUGAACGUAUCGAUCGCAACUGGUUGCUGCUGGGACAUAGUAACAUGACAUUAAAAUACAGUGUAUCGUCUCAGUCAGAGAUGUUGAAAAAUGGAAGAGAGGGUGGAAAGUACGAGAUGCAGCAUGACACGGGUUCGUCAGACAGUGAUUCGGGCAACAGCCUCUUCAUAACGCAGGCAGUUACACCAACUCUCCCUGAAAGGCGCAGACGACAUCGUGCUGCUUCACAGUCCAUCUCCUCUCCGUUCCACAUCCCUGACAGUGAAAAUGAAGAACUCGGUCAGCAUGUGCACCAUAGGGAAACCGAUGCCGGGCGUUCUAGACAAAAGAAAACAAAGUAUGGGAGACGGAUCAUUUCUUUUCCAUCCUUUCAAAAACCUGGUGAAGAAGCUACCUUGUCAGGGCAACAGCGACAGAUGUUUGUGAACUCCUCUAUUGGUGGAUUUUUCCAGUUCAUUGAGAAGCUUUCUAAAGCGGGAGAGGCAUCAGGAUUUUCAUCUGGAGAAAUUUCACAAUCAUCUGAUCUAGAAGAGGAGAAAGAGCAGGAUGGAGACAAUCAUCAGGACAUCAAAGUAGUGGAUGCCGCUUUGUUUUUUCCAAGGUUUCGCAGCAGAUGCAGGGAUGUGUGGGUGUGUAAAAAAAGUCAGGAAGCGGCAAUGAGAGAAUCAAAAACGAAACGUUGUCAUGCAAAGGACAACAAGAUAACAGUACACCCACAUACACCAACUGUGUCAGAAAGGCUGCCCCAACGAUCGGUACGGAGGUCUGCUGCACUACGGAAAAGCACCCCGAUUCUCGACAAUUAUGAACAAGACAAAAACAAGACAAGAAAAAACAAGACAAGAAAAAGGGAGAAUCCCUGCACCACACAAGUGUUGCAGACAUCACACACUGGGCAGGACCAUAGUGCCAGACAUGGUACACCUCAGCGCCCUCAUGCGUCUGCCAGAGUUGGAAAACUUAUUGAUUUCAUUGCUGGGUCAACCAGCGAUGAUGAAACUGAUAUUGAAGACGACAACUUUCGAAGACGCCCACUCUCAAUACAGAGACCUGGACAUGGUGGGUCAUUGCAUGGGCCAAGACAUGUGGACAGAUCAACAGACCGGUCAUGUGGCACUGUCUCUGUGAAUAAGAGGACAGGAGAUGGGGAGCCAUCCACAGUAACUCAAGUUUGUUCGGCCACACCUUCUUGCAGCAGAAAUAACGACGGGGAAUUGCGUGUACCACAGUCACCUGUGGCACCGACCGAAACGGAAACUUGUCCAGGCAGCGCUGUCGACGGUGAAGAUUUUCCACUACAAGUUCAUACAGGUGCAGCAUCUGAUCAAACUGGAGGUAUAGUUGAGGGUUCCAGUGUCCAUACGAAGUCACUUACGGAGACCAUAUUGAGCGACGCCACCGCCACUGUAGGAGUUGUGCCAUUUGAUGAUGAUGAAAGUCAGUCUCUGUUAGGCCCACAGGCAUUGUGGAAUAAAGAAGUGGGGGAGAAAAUUACCUCUUGUGAAAGUUUUCAGGGAGCCACAAGUAUCCCCGCAGCUCACCACAGAACUGAAAUGCACAAGACAAAGGAUGACACAUUCCAAAAUAAAACUGAUGCAGAAGCUUCAGUAUUCUCAAAGGGCAAAUCACAUACAGGAGGUAGCGUUCUGCAGACAAAUAAUGGUCCCAGUACAACUGAAUUCAUAGAACAGUCAGAGAUACAUGAGCCUAGCUUAAAUCUUGACUCUGUCGAAAAAGGCAAAAAGUCGAGGGACGACGAGAAAAAUGAACCUCGUUCAGCAAACGAGCAUAGUACUCACAAUGGCAGCAGUAUUUUACAGGACCCCAUUCCCAGCCCUAGUUCUGGAACUGAAGGCGAGACAUCAUCUUUAAAGAUGAAAAAGGCCAAUCACAAAAAUAAACAGAAUUCAACCCACAGUCUGCUGAUUGGGAACAAUGAGGAGUCAUCUCAGGAAUCCGUGUUAUCAUCUGACACACUGAACAUCCCCAAAAAGAAAAAUAAACAGAAGAAGAAGGAUAAGAAGGAGGACACUAAAUCAAUCAGUGCCGCGGAGGAACGUCCUCCCCUCGAAGAUGAGUGCAGUUCAACUCAGCAGAGUCAUGUCGGAGUCAGAGAAGGUCACAAAGAAAAAGGCAAGAAAAAGAGCAAUUCGUGGUUGGUGUCUGGUGUUGAUCUCCACAAUGAAACCAACACUGACACACAUCAGGCAGAAUCAGAGACUUGUCUCUCCCCUGUUAGCCACAAGAAAAAAAAGAAAAAGAAAUCAAGGGAUGAGAUGCCAAGUGAGGUGACACUUGAAGACACAAAUGUAACUGUUGGUUUCGCUCCAGAGAAAGGAUCUGUUGCUACAGCUAGACUGUUAACCGAUAAGCUUUCAAAUGACACCACAGUUCUAUCUGAGCACGAGGAGUGUCCUGCUUUGUUAACAUCUGAAAAGAAGAAAAAGAAGAAAAAAUCAAAACAAAAAGAGUCCGGCGAUAAAGAGGAUGGAACAUUGCUAUCUGCGCUAAUGGAACCCAUUUUGACGGCAGAGGAGGAUCCACAGCCAAAGAAAAAGAAUAAAAAGAAAGAGCCCCAGGAACAUGCAACAGUAGACCAAGCGCAGCACAGUGGCCUGACCCAAGCACAGAGUCUUCCUGUGCAGAGUGAGGGACAUAGAGUGGGAGAUAAACGGAAGAACACAGAUGACACAGUACAGACAGCUGAAGCACUACCUGCCAAGAAGAAAAAGAAAAAGCACAGGAUCCAAGGUGAGCCAAACUCAGAAACCAUAAAAGAGUUUGAUGAAAAUCAUUCUCAAGGUCACCUUGAUGUAGCAGAAAGGGAAGCUGCACUCCCACACCCACAGCCGACAUCUGACAAGGAGGGAAAGAAGAAAACGUCAAAUGAUCAACAUUACAGUGAGCAGGAUGAUGAAGACUUGCUAUCUAGGCUUAUUCCACCCAUCUCAACAGAUGAUGAUGAAGAUCCCCAACCGAAGAAAAAGAAGAAGAAAAAGAACAAAAAGAAGAAAGCAUGACAGUGGACAGAAAAAG
Molecule: messenger RNA, 3410 nt
Organism: Engraulis encrasicolus (European anchovy)
Lineage: Eukaryota; Metazoa; Chordata; Actinopteri; Clupeiformes; Engraulidae
Product: transcriptional regulator ATRX-like
Exons: 5
Coding region: 419-3394 (991 amino acids)
Biological process (GO): transcription by RNA polymerase I
Cellular component (GO): RNA polymerase I complex
Molecular function (GO): RNA binding
Source: RefSeq, a predicted model, not a curated record